Ostertagia ostertagi is the source of this 522-nucleotide messenger RNA. The record is from the annotation of a GenBank genome assembly. Lineage: Eukaryota; Metazoa; Nematoda; Chromadorea; Rhabditida; Trichostrongylidae.
GACUCCAGUUUCUGUGCAACCGUGCACUCUUGCAAUGUUCGUGAAGAAGGAGGACGAGAAGUGCAACUGCUCGAUGAAAACGGUUGUGCUGUUGACAGGUACCUUCUCAAUAAUCUCGAAUACACAUCCGACCUGACAGGUGGACAAAUGUCCCAGGUUUUCAAAUUCGCUGACCAGCCUUCUCUGUUUUUCCAGUGCCAGAUUCGAUUAAGCCUAAAAGAGGGACCAGUUUGCAAGCGUUCAUCGGAUGACUGCCCGAAGACUCUUCGUGGAAAGCGUUCUACGGAUAUGGAAGAGAACAAUGUUGAUGUCAUAUCCCAACACAUGACAGUCUUCGAUAUCGAUGACACAACAGGUCCAACAACGUCUCGGCAGGAAGAGAAACGUGGAGACAUCUGCAUUUCACCGCUUGCUGCUGGAUCUUUGUUAUCCCUUUUUGCCUCAACUGUAAUGAUUUGUGUGCUAUCAAUCGUGACGUUGAACUGCCGAAAAGAGUCCGCACAUCAUAAACUCGUGGAUUAA